GUGAAUAGAAAGUAGGCAUAUCGCGUAAUUAUCACAACCCAUUCCUAAUUUCCAUAUAGUGUGGACCUUGGCCAAUCCCUCAUCGAAAGCCACAAAAAGUCGUCAAGCAUUAUCCUCCAUCAAAAUUACACCGACAUGCGCAAUCUGCACAUGGGUAACACCAUCUAAUAUCCCUUAUUUCACUGACCCCACUCUCUGACUGUUACUAUUUGUUGGCUGCGGAUGUAUCAGCAAAAGGCAGCAGGAGCAACUUUCACGAAACUGACAACAUGUCCCGUCGCAAACAAGCAAAGCCUCAACAUCUCAAGUCGGACGAAGAAGAACUGCACACUGAUGUCGCUUCACAACAUGCUUUACUGGAGGGACUGGACGAGGAGGAGAGCCACAGUGGUAGUGAGGAAACGCAUGUGUGUGAAAAGUGCUGUGGUGAGUUCUUCAGCUGGGCCGAAAUAUAUGAGCACCAGAGAAUCUGCAGUGAGGACUCACCUCGAGUCCUUUUCAUGAAGAAAGAUGAAAGGAUGGCUGGACCUAAGGGAUCCCCAGCUGGAUUCUCCCCAACCCCCAGCCUGGCCCACAGUCUGGCCCCAAGUGACUCAGAAGACUUUCAGUCUGCAGACAGAGGAUUUGAGCGCAUAGAGCAUGUAAACAAUAAUGAUAUCGACAGCACAGACAUGUUCGAGAAGAUGAACAUUGGAGAGAGGGAGGAUGAGUCCAUGGAGGUAAUGCAACAACACCACAACAAACAAAAAAAGUCCCCAAGCCACCAGAAUCCCCUGAAAUCAACAGCAACCGUCCCUUCAUCUCAGUUGUCCGCUGUCACCAGCACAAAUGUGACCCUGGAGAUUCUUCACAGUACUCGUGUAGCUGUGGCGCAAUUCUCCCAGAGCCUACACAGUAGUGGGUCAGUUGGUAAGGCAGCAACAACGGUCAUUCCUGUGAUCCUGGAGCAUCUACUAGCUCUCCAGCAGCAACAGGUCCACCAGUUGCAACUUAUUGAACAUAUCCGUAGCCAAGUGGCCGUUAUGAACCGACAACCUACACAAACAGCACUGAACCCAGUCUCCAGGGCCCUAUCCUCCUUGGCAAACAACCCUUUCCCCUCUCAAGUCUUCAUUCCUCCCACAGUCUUACCACUGUCUGGGACCAUACCCUCUUCAAUCAAUGGGCAAGCUUCUGUGUCUGUGGAGUCUGUGCUUGAAAGGUCACACACACUGUCCUCACAAACUUCAUAUGGACAGGCUCAUAUAAGAGACGUUAGAUGUACCUCCGCUCACUCUGAGCCAAACUCUGCCCCUCCCCCUACUAGCUGCAGCAAUGUGUCUUCAUUGCUGCCUUCCUACACAGGUUCACACUCACACCCAAGUGGUAGCUGUACUCAGACCCUGACAUCUUCCAGCCCACUGACCAUGUAUGGUCAGAGCAACAGUCUCCUCAGCUCACCAUCCAGUCAGCCAUUUCUACCUCAGAGCUCUCAGAGCAGUGUCAUCUUCCCCAACCCCUUGGCCAGUAUUGCAGCGACCACUAAGGCCCUUGACCCGCUCUCUGCCCUGAUGAAGCAGGGUAAGCUGCCCAAGGUGACCAUGUUUGGUACCAAGCCCUGCCCUGAGGAGCCCUUCUUCAAGCAUAAGUGUAGGUUCUGUGCCAAAGUGUUUGGCAGCGACAGCGCACUACAGAUUCACCUGCGCUCUCACACUGGGGAGAGACCCUUCAAGUGCAACAUCUGCGGAAAUCGCUUCUCCACGAAAGGGAACCUUAAAGUCCAUUUCCAGAGACACAAAGAAAAGUAUCCCCAUGUUCAGAUGAACCCUUAUCCAGUGCCGGAAUACUUAGACAGUGUGCCAACGAGCUCUGGUAUUCCUUAUGGAAUGUCAUUACCAACAGAAAAAACAGGUGCCACUUGGCUGGAUAGUAAGCCUGUUUUAGCAACUGUACCAACUUCAAUGGGUCUUCAGGUUUCCUCCACUCUCACUAGUAUGGGAAGCUCAAGUGAAUCUCUAAGUUUCACACCAUCCAUUAAAUCUCCCUGUAGGCCCUCCCCAGGCUCAAGAAAAUGUGUGUCUUUAUCACCAAACACUACAGGAAAUGAACCUAACAUUUCAACUGCUUCAAAGUCUCCACAGUCUAAUUUUGAGCAAGAAGCUCCCCAUGUCUUAAAAGCAAAGGAAAUUAACUUGCCCCAAAACUGCAUGAGUAGACACAGGGCAAGUCCAGUUAAUGUGGCAACACGGAUAGCCUUGAUGACUACAUCCACACCAGAGCCCAGUGCUCCCACAUCUCCUGUCUCCAACUCCUCACCACUGUCAAUACCCUCUGACCCAUUUAAUGACAAAUUUCAAUUUGGUGGUCUCCUGGCCUGUAUACAAACAUCAGAGACCUCAAAGCUUCAGCAACUAGUAGAAAACAUCGACAAGAAAAUAAGGGGCCCUAACCAAUGUGUCCUCUGUCACCGUGUGCUCAGCUGCCAGAGUGCACUAAAAAUGCACUACCGCAUUCACACUGGAGAGAGACCCUUUAAAUGUAAGGUGUGUGGCAGGGCUUUCACCACCAAAGGCAACCUGAAAACACAUGUUGGUGUCCACAGAGCAAACCCUCCUCUCAGGGUUCAACAUUCAUGUCCCAUCUGCCAGAAGAAGUUCACCAAUGCUGUAGUCUUACAGCAGCACAUCCGCAUGCAUAUGGGGGGUCAGAUCUCAAACUCACCGUCAAUGGACCCCCUCCAGGACCUGGACAAAGAUCUCUCCUUUGAGAAGAAGAACUUUGAUAGCCUGAGUAGCUAUGACAAUGAACAGAUGGAUGACAACUCUAUCGACAAGGAAGAGAAUAAUGAUGGAGAAGAAAUGACAGAAAGUAUGGAUGAGGUUGUAUGUCCAGGCAAACACUUGAAAAAUGUCACUAGUUCUCCAACAAACUCAGAGGCUGUUGUCUCAAGUAUUGCUGCACUGGAGAACCAAAUGAAAAAGAUUGACUCCACUGUUUACCUAAAGCACUCCUUUGGGCUGAAAACAAUGAUGAAUGGGUUAAUGGACAGUGAAAGCAGUGCUGGUAUCCACUACUCUGUGGGUGAUGGACAGAACCACAAUGCAGCUGGCAGAACAUCAGUUUCUGAAUCAUCCAGGUUCAUGCAUGUCUCGGUGUCACCAGAAAAAAUCUACACUCACCUUAGCAAAUCCUCACACAGUGGAGUGUCCCAAGAGAUCACAGCCUCAGUGAAGAAGGAGCAAUCUGAUUCACCCACCUCAAAUCCAGUGUUGGAAAAUGGAGUUGCACUGGAUCUGAGAGGGAUGUCACCUAACAGGCAGUGUGUGAAACAAGAGAGACCUUACAGUAUGUUAUUCCAGAGUAUAGAACGUGGUACCAGCCAAAGCAUUCCUGCCCUUGUUACCAGCACUGCGCCGAGCAUGAUCAAAUCUGAAAUGAAUGGGCACAAUCAUCAUCCAAUGAACUUCAACGAGGGGCCGCAAAAUCCAUUUACUCUGGUGAGUCCAGGUAUUGCCUCUUUGCUUGGGCCAUCUCAACCUCGACGAACCACCAAGCAGCACAACUGCCACUCAUGUGGAAAGAACUUCUCUUCAGCCAGUGCCCUACAAAUCCAUGAGCGGACACACACCGGCGAGAAACCAUUUGGCUGCUCCAUCUGUGGCAGGGCAUUCACUACUAAGGGAAACCUGAAGGUGCAUAUGGGCACUCACAUGUGGAACAACGCACCAGCCAGAAGAGGCAGGCGUUUAUCAGUGGAGAACCCUAUGGCCUUGCUGGGUGGGGAGGCUGCGAUGAGAUUUGGGGAGAUGUUUCAGAAGGACCUGACGGCAAGGGCUAUGAAUUUGGACCCAGGGUUCUGGAACCGCUAUGCAGCAGCUAUUACCAAUGGUCUGGCAAUUAAGAACAAUGAGAUCUCAGUAAUCCAGAACAGGGAAAUUCCACAGCUUCAUGCCAUGACAGCAGGCAUGGACAGAGUCAGCACAAGGGGAAGCCCAUCAAUGACCACUCUGGAAAAGACAGCUAUGGACCUUGGAGUUCACAGACACUUUUCUAUGUCAUUUGAAGAAAAUAAAGAGAUUGGGAUCAAUUGAAAUAAACUGAUUCGUAGAUUAUAUUAAUAGAUUAUCCAAACAAUGUAGAGAAUAAAUGAUUGAUUGAUUUAUUUGUUUCUAUAUUGUAUUAUAUACUGAUGAAAAUGUUUUAUUAAUUGAUAGAACUAUAGCAAUUCAUUAUAGUUUUAUUUUACAGUUAAUACACCAACAAUAACAAAUUGUUUGACUUUUUCCAUGAUGCAUUUUGUGGUGCUUACUAGACACAUGCAAUAUUACAGAAAAAGGGGAAAGUGUAAUAUACACAUGGAAAGAGAAUAACCAUAUAAUCAAUAAUCAAUUGCCCAAAUGCUGCUAGCUAGUGAAAACACACAUUUUUUCAUAAGGUCUCACAUAUUUCCAAAUGGUGUGCUAGAAGUUACAAAAGUGUCAUUCAUUUACUUACCAUCCUGGAAGGAACACAACAGUUGAUUAGGACAAAAACAAAAUGUGUUUGUUCUCUUUACUGCCUCUUACAAUUGAAUAGGUUUGAGAUCAUGUAAACAAAUUAUGCAAUCCUAAGGAUAGAGAAUAAUUUCAUAAAUUAAUUAGAUGUAUUCUGUCUUCCUAAAUACUAUUCCUUAUAAUAGUAUGAUCACACUUUGUACCAGAGAAAUUUGCCUCUUUUCUGCAUGAAGAGUACAAAGACGCUAUUUUUCUAGCGCAUUUGGGCAGGAUGGCCUAAAAAGACUGUUUCUGACCUCUCAUUCAAGCAAAACAGACAGAAAUUUCUGAUGAAUGUAUAUCAUGUAGUUCACAAUAUUUCAUGCCUAAAUAAAUACAGGGCACAGUAACA
Messenger RNA from Esox lucius (northern pike), 4863 nucleotides. It is a transcript of the gene sall3b, whose product is annotated as spalt-like transcription factor 3b. The transcript has 4 exons. Gene Ontology annotation, biological process: regulation of transcription by RNA polymerase II. NCBI's taxonomy places the organism in Eukaryota, Metazoa, Chordata, Actinopteri, Esociformes, Esocidae. The record is from RefSeq and is a predicted model, not a curated record. Gene Ontology annotation, cellular component: nucleus. Gene Ontology annotation, molecular function: DNA-binding transcription factor activity, RNA polymerase II-specific; RNA polymerase II cis-regulatory region sequence-specific DNA binding. Bases 270 to 4070 code for a protein of 1266 amino acids.